This is a messenger RNA of Mauremys mutica (yellowpond turtle), 748 nucleotides long. RefSeq names its product alpha-aspartyl dipeptidase-like. Gene Ontology annotation, molecular function: serine-type peptidase activity. Gene Ontology annotation, biological process: proteolysis. The annotation marks the transcript as partial. Lineage: Eukaryota; Metazoa; Chordata; Testudines; Geoemydidae. The record is from RefSeq and is a predicted model, not a curated record. The transcript is spliced from 6 exons.
CCCCGGCGGCUGCUGCUGGUGUCCAACUCCAGCCCGCGCGGCGGAGGGUACCUGGGCCACUGCCAGCAGCAAGUCCGGAGCUUCUUGGGGCAGAAGGUGAAGAGAGUUUUGUUUAUUCCCUACGCUCUUCAUGAUCGAGAUGCCUAUGCCAAGACCGCAAGAGAGAAGUUUGAAAGUUUAGACAGUUUCAAAAGGCAUCUCUGGCAUCAAGAACUGAGUUUCCUGUUACAGUGCUGCUUUAUCUUCCAGGAUGGAAUUCCAUACAUGGGGUCCAGUGCAGGAACUAACGUAGCUACUAUCAGCAUCAACACAACCAAUGACAUGCCAAUCGUGUACCCACCUUCUCUGCAGGCCCUUGGAUUGGUUCCUUUUAACAUCAACCCCCACUACUUGGAUCCAGAUGUUAACAGCACUCACAUGGGUGAGACUCGUGCGGAGAGGAUACUUCAGUAUCAUGAGGAACUAAACACCCCUCCAGUACUGGGUUUGCGCGAAGGAACAAUGUUACUAGUGGAAGGAGACAAAGCCACCCUGCAAGGAGUAACUGGAGCAAGGCUGUUUUUGAGAGGUGAGAAACCAACUGAACAUGAGCCUGGAACAGAUUUCAGUUUCCUCCUGACCGAUAGUAACUCCCAGAAGCCCUGACCUUUCCUGUAGUGAAAUACCAGAUGCUAAAGGAAGAUAGUGAAAGGAGGAGAUCUCGGGUCUGGAAACAAUACAUUUUGUAAAUAAAGCACGAUUUAAAGAA